Messenger RNA from Musa acuminata subsp. malaccensis (wild Malaysian banana), 838 nucleotides. RefSeq lists its product as uncharacterized. Gene Ontology annotation, cellular component: cytoplasm; nucleus. Gene Ontology annotation, molecular function: protein-folding chaperone binding; protein folding chaperone. The record is from RefSeq and is a predicted model, not a curated record. NCBI's taxonomy places the organism in Eukaryota, Viridiplantae, Streptophyta, Magnoliopsida, Zingiberales, Musaceae.
GUUUUGGAAGGGCCUGGCCGAGAGAGAGAGAGAGAGAGAGAGAGAGGGAGAGGAUGCGGAGCGAGGAGGCGAGAAAGAUUCUGGGGUUCUCGCCAGACUCGUGCCCCACCCGCUCUGAGAUUAAGGCAGCAUAUAGAAGGAAAGCAUUUGAGUCUCAUCCUGACCUAUUUCCAGCACAUGAAAAAUCCCAAGCUGAAUCAAACUUUAAGCUGAUUGCAGAAGCUUAUUCAUCUCUGGGGUCAGGCGCAAGAUCAAGGAGUCCAUAUGGAGCUACGACUGUGCGAGUUGUGAGGACUGGCGUUCCCAUGGGGUAUGGAAAGGGCAAUCGAGCUCUGAUAACCAUCCCUUUUCUCCUCCUGAUUGCAGGAACUGUAUCCUUUGCCGGCUUAAAUGCAGCGAGGGCAUAUAAAAGGCAAGAGAAGAUGUGUCCCUCUUACAACCCAUUUCUUCCAUAGACCACUUCACCGGACAAUUGGUAACAAAAUGUAUAAUUGUUUGUGUACAUACUGCACAUAUAUAACAUUUAAAAGUCAGGUUUAGGGUCAUCGAGCUUCAUCAAACAGGUCGGGUGUUUUGGAUGAGAUCUUGCAGACACAGAGUGAUAGUGCAAUAAAAUGAUGGAACACAGAUUUUUCAUCAGUUAUAUGUGUCAUAUGAAAAAAAAAAAGCUGCACAUUACAAUCCUGUCUCAAAUUAAGCCACAGAUGGAAAAGGAGACAUUAAUUGGAAGAAUGGAAAUAUUUCCUAUGUUGUAGUUACACCAAUAUUAAAAUAUUGUAUUAAACAAUGUACAAACUUUCAAAGUGAUGAUUAUCUUCUGACACUAGUGUUUGAAAUA